AUGGCGCUCCCUCCAGUAGCGCUACCAGGACAACUGCUUGGCAGUGUCGACAAAUACAGUCCCGGUCCAGGAACGCACAUUCACGACUCACAGAUCUAUGCCUCAAUAGCUGGACCCGUCUUCUCUUCACCGUCACACCCUACCACGAACACGUCCUCCAAAUCCACCAAACUCGCACCACUGCUCUCUAUAACGCGCCCGCCCACCUCCACUGAUCCUGGAAUUCUCGGUCCCAAUUCUGGCGGCGGCGUACCACUCCUCCCAACGGUCAACAGCACAGUCCUAGUCCGCAUAACGCGUCUCGGCCCACGCUUCGCCAGCGCAGAGAUCCUUGUCAUUGACGAUGCAGUUUGCCGCGAAGCGUUUUUAGCACAGAUUCGGCGCGAAGAUAUACGGGCUACAGAGAAGGACAAGAUAAAGAUUGAAGAGAGCUUCCGGGUCGGUGACUUGGUGAGGGGCACGGUGAUUAGUUUGGGCGACAGCGGCAAUUACUACGUUGCUACCGAUCGAAAUGAAUUCGGUGUUGUCUUGGCAAGAAGUGAAGAAGGUAGGGUCAUGCAUCCGGUUAGUUGGAAGGAAUUUAGGGACCCAGUGAGUGGGAAAGCAGAGGCGAGAAAGGCAGCCAAGCCGUUUUGA
Alternaria postmessia is the source of this 636-nucleotide messenger RNA. RefSeq lists its product as uncharacterized. The record is from RefSeq and is a predicted model, not a curated record. Lineage: Eukaryota; Fungi; Ascomycota; Dothideomycetes; Pleosporales; Pleosporaceae. Bases 1 to 636 code for a protein of 211 amino acids. Gene Ontology annotation, molecular function: RNA binding. Gene Ontology annotation, cellular component: nuclear exosome (RNase complex); cytoplasm. Gene Ontology annotation, biological process: RNA processing. The transcript has a single exon.